CAAUCACAAAUAGUCUGAAAUCAUUUGUGUAUUGAUAUUUGACAAUACGAGGUACGUUAUUAAUUUGUUUGUGGUAUAAACAACAUGGACGAAGACCCAAUAAAUGUCGAUAAUAAAAUGCUUCUUGACGAUAGCAGUAAUAUAAUAAUUGGCGCGGAAACAAUGGAAUAUCGUUCAUGGGAUUAUGGCUCUACCUUAAUUUUAAUACAAUUAUACAAACGUUAUUACGAUAAACUUGGAAGCUAUAAUGUGAAAAGUUUAAAAAAAAUGUGGGAAAUUAUAUCGCAAUGUUUUAUUAAAGAAUAUAAUUUAAAUUAUUCACCAAAACAUUGUGAAAAUCGUUGGCGUGUUUUAGAACGUAGUUUUCGUAAAUAUAACGAUGUUAAUCGUCAAUCGGGACGUAAACGACGUCAUUUUGAAUAUGCCGCGGAAAUGGAAAGUUUAUUAAAAAAUAAAAAGUAUGCAGCAUCAUCGAGUUUAAUGGGCACAUCGAUGGAGAGUCAACUUAGGGAUGAUGAUGUUUUAUUGGAUGAUUCGAAUUCAUCAUCCUCGACAACGAAUUUGAAUGAGAAUUUACGGAUUGGUAGGAAUAUUAUGGGAGCAUCGACAUCUGUUGCUUCAAAACAAAUGUUAUUUAAAAAUCGAUUAAAGAAGAGUUCUUUAGAGGCAUUGCGUAUACAAUUUAAAAAUUAUCAUUCUCAAAAAUUAGAUUUAAAAUGA
Molecule: messenger RNA, 720 nt
Organism: Chrysoperla carnea
Lineage: Eukaryota; Metazoa; Arthropoda; Insecta; Neuroptera; Chrysopidae
Exons: 4
Coding region: 85-720 (211 amino acids)
Source: RefSeq, a predicted model, not a curated record